GACAGCGACGAUGAGGGCGGCGAGCGCGUCAUUCGACUCGAGAUCGGCGGCGAGACUGAAGAGGAGAAGGCCAAGCGUAUCGCUCUAGCCAUGCGCAAGAAGCCCAUGACCGCCAAAGACCGUGCGAUUCGCCUUGAAAUUCACAAAAUGCACGUUAUCGCCCUGCUGGCAUCGACGAGGAUACGCAACAAAUGGGCUUCGGAUGAGCUGCUUCAGUGUCGCUUGCUCUCCCUCUGCCCACUCCGUCUCGCCGCCGACCUGGUCGUCUCCCCCAAACGCUUCCCGGAUCGGGCACAGCGGAACCGGCUCUUCCUAGAGGCGCUACAGGAGCUCGUGACGUGGUGGUCGCAGGACUUCUUCGACAUUUCCGACCCGAUGUUAGGUCUCCGCACGAGAACUUGGGACGACAUGCAAGAGAUCAUCGAGCGCAUGCCUCGCCUCUCACGCGCCGAACUUCUCGGUGGUGUACUGUCGAGAAGAACCGAGGCGCCCAGAACCGAGACGCCAAAGAGCAAGAAGGGGAAGGGAAAGGACAAGAAUAAGAUGGAGGAUCCAGUUCUCGCCGCGUUAGAGGAGGAAUUAGGCGGUGAGCGCCUGCGCUCAGUCAACUCUCUAGCGAAGAAGGCUCUGCAACAAGAGGGAUCACGCGAUGUUUCGGCCCUGCUCUUCGUUGCGCUUGCCCGUGCAUGCGGUUUGGGAGCGCGCUUAGUCGUCAACAUUCAGGCUGUGCCUUGGCGAGCUGAGAAGGUUGUCGCAAAGAAGAAAGGUGCUGGAAGCGGGGCGCGAAGCGCAGCUCAACGCCAGGGCAUGGGCGAUGACUACAGUGGGAGUGAAGAGGACGAACUCGAAGAAGUUCAGAUCCCAGGUGCAUCUGGCGCUGAACCGUCACGGAAGAACAAUUCGAACUUGGGUAGCGCCAGACAGCCAAGCAAGCCUAGAGACUCGGCAGACAUGUACCGCCUUCGUCAACCCAAGCCACCACCACAGACCGUGGGAUCCAAGCCGAAGCGCAAGAAGCAGGAAGACAUGAUGGCCCAGCCGCCAGUCUUCUGGGCGGAGGUGUACAAUCGCUCUGAUCAGCGCUGGGUGCCUGUCGACCCCGUGAACGGCAUAAUACGGAAAAAGGCGCACUACGAGCCGCAAUCGGACAGCGGGCCUGUUCGCCUCGCUUACAUUCUGACGACAGAUGGUUAUGCACGAGACGUAACCUUGCGGUAUGCGCGAAACUUCGCAGCCAAGACGUGCAAAUUGCGUCCUCCUGUCAAGUCGGGGGAGCCGGACUGGUGGCCUGAGAUUGUUACAUUCUUACAACGGCCACUGCGCUUGAACCGAGACGAUCUCGAAGACGCCGAGCUCGAGAACAGUCAGGCGUCGGAAGGCAUGCCGCAGCACAUGUCCGGCUUCAAGGAUCAUCCCAUUUACGUUCUCGAGCGUCACCUGAAGCAGCACGAGGUGAUACAGCCUAAGCGUGAGGUCGGGAGGUUUAAGGGAGAGCCCGUUUACCGCCGUGCCAACGUUCUGGCUUGCCGCACUGCGGAAAAUUGGAUGCGUGUAGGACGUCGGGUCAAAGAUCGGCAGGAGCCGAUGAAGUGGAUUAAGCAGCGCGCCGUCACCAUCCAGAAGCGCCGAGCACAGGAGCUUGCCUUGCAAGAGACGGGCGAGGCUAUUCAGCAAGGCUUGUACGCUGAAAACCAAACUGAGUUGUACAUUCCGCCGCCCAUUGUCGACGGCAAGAUCCCGCAAAACGCCUUCGGCAACAUUGAUCUCUACGUCCCGACAAUGCUACCUGCUGGGGCCGUCCACUUGCCUUACAAGGGCAUUGCGAAGGUGGCCAAGAAGAUGGGUGUCAGCUUCGCAGAAGCCGUUACAUCCUUCGAGUUCAGGAAGCAGCGAGCCACGCCAGUCCUGACCGGCAUCGUUGUGGCCGCAGAAAAGGAGGAAGAGGUCCUCGCCGCGUACUGGGAGUCGAAUGCCGCGGCUGAAGAACGCGAGCGUACGAAGCGCGAGGAACGGGCUCUCAAGCGCUGGGUGAAGCUCAUUAAUGGCAUCCGCGUCCGUCUGCGCCUCCGCGCAGAGUACGGCGAGAUCGAUGAUGUGGGUAGU
Messenger RNA from Cutaneotrichosporon oleaginosum, 2103 nucleotides. RefSeq lists its product as uncharacterized. Gene Ontology annotation, cellular component: nucleotide-excision repair factor 2 complex; cytoplasm; XPC complex. Gene Ontology annotation, biological process: nucleotide-excision repair; mismatch repair. NCBI's taxonomy places the organism in Eukaryota, Fungi, Basidiomycota, Tremellomycetes, Trichosporonales, Trichosporonaceae. Gene Ontology annotation, molecular function: single-stranded DNA binding; damaged DNA binding. The record is from RefSeq and is a predicted model, not a curated record.